This is a messenger RNA of Aphanomyces invadans, 980 nucleotides long. RefSeq lists its product as hypothetical. The record is from RefSeq and is a predicted model, not a curated record. The transcript has a single exon. The coding region runs from base 33 to 896 and encodes 287 amino acids. NCBI's taxonomy places the organism in Eukaryota, Oomycota, Saprolegniomycetes, Saprolegniales, Verrucalvaceae.
GCACAACUGCCCGGCGUGUUGGAGGGUGAAGAAUGGGAACGUACUUGGAAGACUACCUCGAGAGCAUCUACAUGCUCCCGUCGGAGGUGAAGCGAAACUUCGAUCUCAUGCGAGAGCUAGACAAGGCGACUAGUGGCCUCCUUGAUAGUCUACGCGAAUCCCAGAGCACGUACCUCCGCGAUGCAAGGGAGCGCGUCCGAGCGCGGUGCUCCGAUUCAUCCUUACCCGAACCCACAGAAGACGAGCUGCGCGCACUGGUCGGAAUCGAGGAUGAAUCAGCAGACGCAGAUGUUCCCCCUGACUUGGACACCAGUCCUUUGGCAAAGCUGAGAGCGAAGCGGCAUCUCGUUGUGCAGAAGAUGGACGAGAAGGUCGCGAUUGCAUCCCAGAGCUACGACUUGAUCGAUCACCACAUCCGACGGCUUGACAACGAACUCGAAAACUAUACUGCUCUACUCAAGGCAAACGGGGAGUACGAAGAUGAAAAGGUCGUUGUGGCCCCAGUGAAGAAGCAGAAAGAACCUGCAGUUGAACCUGCUGCGCAAGUGAGCGUAGCAGCUUCGUCAAACAAGAAAUCGAGCGCUGCGACAACCUCCACUACUCCGGCUGCUGUCCACAAAAAGACUGGUGGGCGCAAGCGCAAUGCUGCCGAAGCCCACAUGGAAGCGAUCCCAGAGGCUGCAGCCCUGACGGUUCCUGUCUUGGAAGACCUGCCCAUCGACCCGAAUGAACCACUGUACUGCCACUGCCGACGGAUCUCGUACGGCCAAAUGAUCGGGUGCGACAACGAAGACUGCAAGUACGAAUGGUUCCACUUUGACUGCGUCGGAGUCACGGAGCAACCGUCUGGCACUUGGUACUGCAAGGACUGCAGCGGUGGCGCCAUGAAUGUUUAAUGCUCAGGAAUAGAAUUUACGUGCACAUGUCGUGCGUCGAUCCAUCUUCGGUUGGGCUGCAUGUCAACACCAUCGUCGUGAAGA